Aplosporella prunicola CBS 121167 is the source of this 771-nucleotide messenger RNA. RefSeq lists its product as uncharacterized. NCBI's taxonomy places the organism in Eukaryota, Fungi, Ascomycota, Dothideomycetes, Botryosphaeriales, Aplosporellaceae. The record is from RefSeq and is a predicted model, not a curated record. The coding region runs from base 58 to 351 and encodes 97 amino acids. The transcript has a single exon.
CCUUCGGAACCCUCCAACCCGCUAUUGGCCGUCCGUCCUCCUCCAUUCAACGUCAGCAUGCCUACCAUGGACGCCUCCAAGCUCCUCCAGCUGCAGACGUCGGCUGCCUACUCCUCCAAGAGGCCCCAGCCCCAGCCCAUCCAGGACGUCCUGGACCUCAGCCCCAUCAGCGACUCCCGCUCGGGCUCGGAUGCCUCUUCUCACGGCUCCUUUGCCCCGGCUCUCCAGACCAUCCGCUGCUCUCGCUGCCACCGCACUGCCAGCUUUGGCUCCAAGCAGAUGGUCAGCUUCGGCGUCAACUCGUACUACUGCACGCGCUGCGCCUCCAUCGUGGGCUUUGGCUCUGGCUGAGCGCUUCGUCCACCUUCCGGAUUCGUUCACCGGAAGCAACCACACCAAACCUAUCACCACCAACCAAGGCCUACAUGUUGAUUUACCCAUCAUCUUUUUUGGCAUUGGCAGCACUUGCACGUCGUACGCACCGCCGCGAUUUGUCAACCGCAUGCUGCAGUCAUAGUUGCACAACAACGACAUGCCCGUGUCGGGUUUCAACCAGUCGCCCAUCGGCUUUUUACCGAGAACGCUGCCACCUGUCGGCCCGGUCUUUGGUUACUCAACGCAGCAGAAGGCUUUUACGAAAGGCAAGGAGGAAAACGACGAAGGACCAUGUCAUGUCUAGCGCCACCACAGCAAUGCAUCGGACAAAAAGAGGGAGUGAAUUGAGGGUCACGAACUCGCACCUGCAGCGCAGGCCCCUGUCGUUGAUCGGAU